This is a messenger RNA of Melitaea cinxia (Glanville fritillary), 1656 nucleotides long. It is a transcript of the gene Nemp, whose product is annotated as nuclear envelope integral membrane protein 1a. Gene Ontology annotation, cellular component: nuclear envelope. The record is from RefSeq and is a predicted model, not a curated record. Lineage: Eukaryota; Metazoa; Arthropoda; Insecta; Lepidoptera; Nymphalidae. The transcript is spliced from 8 exons. Bases 258 to 1496 code for a protein of 412 amino acids.
UUUCCUUCAUAUUUUAUCUGUUUUGAUCACGAUUUUUUUUUUGCUGUUUGAUGUCAUGUAGCUGUCAAUUGUAUUUACUAAUAAACUAAUUUACUUUGGUUUCUCGAUUUCAAAGCUUCUGUGGAGUGCACUGUACUCUCUGUUUACAUAUUAAAAGUAAUAUAACAUUAUAAAUGUCUCUUUAAAUCGUGACAUUUACUUAACAUAUAUACCAACAUUCUCGAACUAUUUUUUUUGUUACUUUAUGUCAUAGAAAUAUGGAGUCAAACGGACGAUUUAUUGUGUUAUUAUUAUUUUUAAACACUCAAGUUAAUUCUCAACUUUAUGACGUUCACUGGCUCAACGAAACCAAGCUGACCCUACCCGAGCAUAAUGUGCAGUCCUUGAAACAAAAUAUUGACAUUUACUGCUACAAUGGAACCGCGAAAAACUUAUUGACGCUGUGGCAAACCGUCAAGUUCCAAAUAAAAAUAAAAAAUGACGAAUUCAGUCAGUACCUUGGUGAAAACCCAGAAGAGGUCUAUAAAGAGUAUGAGAACGAUUAUGGUCUGACCAGUAAUCUAUUCAGGAAGAAAUCUUACAAGACUGUGUCGCUGGAUAUUUUCAGAUCUACUUGUAUGGCACUUAACACUAAACAGAACUACAAUAUUGAAUUACACAUUCAGAGGGUCGAUCUUUGGCGUGUUCUGAUGAUGGUUAUCGGUGUAUCCCUUAUAUUUGCAUCUCGGUCCUUGAGCGGCAACCCUGUGUUCUUUUACUUGUGUGGUAUUGUGGUUGGUGUGUCAGCCUCAUUCAUGGUCCUUGUUUACUACGUUACGAGAUUCAUACCGGGGAGAACCUUAACUUACGGUCUUUUAAUCGGUGGUUGGACAGUAGGUGUCUACUUAGUGCAGCAGCUGUGGGAGAACAUACAAAGUAUUGUGGCAACAUACAGUGCGUACUUAUUUUGGUACAUCUUGAUAGCAGCCUUCAUAAGUUUCUUAAUCUGCUAUAGAGUCGGACCACCAAAGAACCAGAGAAGUAAAAACCUAGUCAUGUGGACUUUGCAGGGUGUGGGUGCCUUAGUAACAGUGUUCAGCAGUCAGUAUCAAGAAGCAUCCACAGCCGUCGCAAUACUCUCACUGGGAGCCAAGUACUUCCCGAAAUCUCUAUUCUACUAUAUACAGGGCUAUUGGCGGCGCCGCUUCCCGCCGCGGCCGCGCCUACUGACCGACGCGCAGUACUACGAGCAGGGCGCGCGCGAGACCAAGCGCGCGCUCGACGAGCUGCGCCGCUACUGCGCCAGCCCCGACUGCAAGCAGUGGAGCAUCAUGCUCAAGCUGCACGACAGCAAGCGAUUCGCCAGUUUUGUAGAAGGCGACUCUCAUCUAAGCGACGAUGAGGUACUAAAUUACGAGUCUUACGCGUUCUCCAUGGAACACCCCAAACCCGUCGCUAACUCCACAAGGAACAUGGAGAUAUCCGAUGAUGACUCAGACUACGAUGAUGAUGACUGAGAUGAUGAAAAGUCGAUAUGGUCUUCACUGAAAGAAACAUUUCAGAAGGAAAUUCGACGAGUCGAUGAAGUUUGUUGUUCCCAGAUUUGGGAUGAUUUGGUGAGUGUUGUCGAAUGUUUUAUGACAAUGGCUAAUUGUAACAUUACAUACAUUAGGGUUA